Ramularia collo-cygni is the source of this 708-nucleotide messenger RNA. RefSeq lists its product as uncharacterized. Lineage: Eukaryota; Fungi; Ascomycota; Dothideomycetes; Mycosphaerellales; Mycosphaerellaceae. Gene Ontology annotation, cellular component: RecQ family helicase-topoisomerase III complex; nuclear body. The transcript has a single exon. Gene Ontology annotation, biological process: resolution of meiotic recombination intermediates; double-strand break repair via homologous recombination. The record is from RefSeq and is a predicted model, not a curated record. Bases 1 to 708 code for a protein of 235 amino acids.
AUGCCUCCGUCCACUGCAGCGGGUGGCACUCUAGCAACAUCGAUCCACGACGCUCUGGCCGCCAAACACAUUGCCCCGACGCAGCAAUGGCUUCAAAAUUUGAUGCCGAGCGUCAAUGCAAAUGUGCCGCUGGCAGCGACGCAAAAGACAGCUCUCUUCCGCCUGCUCAACACCGACUUUACCACAACCUUGCAAUCUUCGGCGCAAAACUGCUUCCCAGCCGGCAUCACCAAUCCCGCCUCUCAAGAGCAGAAGAUUCGCGGGCCAAUUCCCGUGCAAGUUCUCGACAUUCAAGAUGUCGGACGCAGCAGCUGGAGCCAAGUGGAAGCCAUCGAAAUGGAAGAGCGAGGCGAGCUGCGGAAAGGCAGUGAAAUCAUUCGCGUCACCGAAGAUGAUGAAGACAACACUGAUCCCAACGCGUCUGCUGCUCGAGCGGCGGCUGGUCCACACAAGCUGCUCCUGCAAGAUGCCAAAGGCAAUAAAGUCUACGGCUUCGAGCUGGAAGCUAUUGAUGGAGUUGGCCCUGCCAUGUCCAUCGGUGCCAAGCUCAUUCUGCGCGAUGUCGUGGUUGCUCGAGGUGUCAUCCUCCUCAUGUCGCAAUGUGUGGAUGUCCUUGGCGGGAAAGUCGAAGUGUGGGACAAGAAAUGGAAAGAAGAGAGGAAGAAAGUGCUCAAAGAGCGAGCUGGUUGGGUUGAAGGUGCUACAUGA